UGCAGCGCAACGCGUUGACUGUACAGUGUGGAGGAGAGGAGGAACGAGGAUGAUGGGAGCGAAUCGUAUUCCACUCAAGUGACCCAUAUCUUACAGUAGACCCAGAUAUUAUUUAGCCUACUUCUUGUUCUCGAGGAUUUUUCUCCGUGAAGAUGUCGGCGUCAGCGAUAUUUAUCCUGGACCUGAAGGGAAAGGUUCUGAUUUGCCGUAACUACAUGGGAAACAUGGACAUAAAUGUGAUCGACCAGUUCAUGCCCAUUCUGAUGAAGAGAGAAGAAGACGCUGAGAUGACGCCGCUGAUCAGCCAUGGCUCCGCACACUUCAUGUGGAUCAAACACAACAACCUUUACUUGGUGGCAAUCACUAAGAAGAAUGCUAAUGCUGCUCUCGUGUACUCCUUCCUUUAUAAAAUAGUACAGGUAUUUAAGGAGUACUUUAAGGAGCUUGAGGAGGAGAGCAUUCGCGACAACUUUGUGACGGUGUACGAACUGAUGGACGAGGUGAUGGAUUUUGGGUUCCCUCAGACGACUGAGAGCAAGAUCCUACAAGAGUACAUUACACAGCAGGGCCAUAAGUUAGAGGUCGGGGCACCGCGACCUCCUGCCACCGUCACCAAUGCUGUGUCCUGGCGGUCAGAGGGCAUCAAGUACAGAAAGAAUGAAGUGUUUAUGGAUGUUAUAGAGUCAGUAAAUCUUCUGGUGAGUGCCAGUGGCAGUGUCCUGCGCAGUGAAAUAGUGGGUAGCAUCAAGCUCAAAGUGGUCCUGUCAGGGAUGCCUGAACUUCGACUGGGCCUCAAUGACAAAGUGCUGUUUGAGCUCACAGGCAGAGAGAAGAGCAAGACAGUGGAGCUGGAGGAUGUGAAGUUUCAUCAGUGUGUUCGUCUGUCACGCUUUGAGAACGACCGUACCAUCUCUUUCAUCCCCCCUGACGGCGAGAGCGAGCUCAUGUCCUACCGCCUCAACACUACAGUGAAGCCUCUCAUAUGGAUUGAGAGUGUGAUUGAGAAGUUCUCUCACAGCCGCGUGGAGAUCAAGGUUAAGGCUAAAAGUCAGUUUAAGAGCCGCUCCACUGCCAACAACGUGUCCAUUCUGGUGCCGGUGCCCAGUGAUGCUGACUCACCCAAGUUCAAGACCAGCACAGGCAGCGCCAAGUGGGUGCCUGAGAAGAAUGUGGUGCAGUGGAACAUCAAAUCUUUCCCUGGGGGUAAGGAGUACGUGAUGCGAGCACACUUUGGGCUGCCCAGCGUGGAGAGUGACGAGCUCGAGGCAAAGAGACCAAUCACAGUUAAUUUUGAGAUACCCUAUUUCACUGUGUCUGGGAUUCAGGUGCGCUACCUAAAGAUCAUAGAGAAGAGUGGUUACCAGGCGUUGCCAUGGGUGCGCUACAUCACGCAAAGUGGAGAUUACCAGCUCCGGACGAACUAAAGGGCACAGACGCUGCUAGACGAAUGGAUAUUUUCUUUCUCUGUCUGUCUUCGUCUCGCCUCCAUUUCUCCAGAUUUCUCUCUGCAGCGGACAGCAGAGGACAAGUGCAGGAGGACAAUUUUUUUUUCCUUCCCCUUACACUGAAUGGCAACAGGAUGUCAUCCCUUCCUCUAAAACUAACUUGACUCAGACGGGAAAGUGUGGUGCAACACCUCUGACCUGUAAUUUCUAUUUCAGAUUCCUCCGGUCUUCAGUAAAGCGUAAAUAAUAAACUGAGCCUCACUCUAAAUGAACAUGGAGGGCUCAUUUAGAGUGAAGUUUCUGGACUCAUUUUUUUCUAGUUUUCUUCAGAAAGGGAAAAAACAUGUUAUUGUAGUUUUCGAAACAUGGUCAAUUUGGGCUGCUCAGCUUGUCCAGUGGCUUUCUGCUGAGUACUAUGUAAUCUGACUGAUUAUGUAGUCCCAGUGUACAGCAGCUGUGAUUGUUUAUCACCACUUGUUAUUUCUUUAAGGGCCAUAAUGUUGCAGACUGGUGAUUUUUCUCUAUAUUGAAAAAUGCCAAGUACUCAAGUUACAUGUGGUUCCAGGCAGGAUCUUAGCUUCAACACAAAACCAGUCAGCAUCUUUAACAUUCGUCUUUCUCAAUCACUCCUAUGACCCGUCUUUCAUAUUCAGUGGUUGAUUUUUGUCCUCUCGGAGCAUGUUUUUUUUCUAGAACCUCUGUGUUAAGAUACAAUAGAACAUUAAGAUAUAAUAGAACCAUACCAAAUAUAAAAACAUCUAUUUAUAAAUAGACGCAGGCAUUGCCCCCAAAAAUGCCUGCGUCUCAUCAGCCCUAGCACUGUGAACUCCAGUGCACUGAAAUUAACACCAGCAACCAGAUCAAUGAUUAAUAAGGCACAAUAUUGUCAGAGGCAUCGGCAGUGUAACUCGACACACUCUCAUGGGGCCUGUAACCUUGUCCUUGUGCUCAAAAUCAGCUUCCAGCUCUGAGCACAUACUGAAGGAAUGAAAAAGGUGGGGGGGUUUGGGGGUUUCUUUUUUUUUAUCCUUAUAUCUGUUGUUUAUACUGUAAUCACUAAUCACUGCCAUGUGGAAAGGAGACUUUAAAGGAAAACAGAAGGGGGUACAAAGGUAAAAUUAACCUGAAGAGAGUUUGUGUGCAGAAUGUGAGAAUAUUGACAAAAUGGUGAAGAAUUCUUUCCCCCAGGAUUCUUCUCGACUCCCUCUACUGUGCACGCUUUUCACCACAUCAGUUCAGCUGCAUUGCUAACAACACAGAAGAGUCCUGAGUCAUUUUUACCAUGUUUGCUGUUAAAACAAAAACAUACUAUUACAAUCAGUCCUUUUCUUUUUUCAUGUGGAGACCUGUUUGAGACCCCAGUGACGAUUUUAAUAGAUCUGUGUUAUGUGUUUUGAUUAAUUUAUCAAGGACAAUUUGUCCAUAGGGAACAAAGGGAUAUAUUUGGAAAUAAAACAUUUUGUAUCUUGUUAUGGGA
Messenger RNA from Maylandia zebra (zebra mbuna), 2922 nucleotides. RefSeq names its product adaptor related protein complex 1 subunit mu 3 (gene ap1m3). The record is from RefSeq and is a predicted model, not a curated record. Gene Ontology annotation, biological process: intracellular protein transport; vesicle-mediated transport. NCBI's taxonomy places the organism in Eukaryota, Metazoa, Chordata, Actinopteri, Cichliformes, Cichlidae. Gene Ontology annotation, cellular component: clathrin adaptor complex.